AUGAAGAGAAAAUGGGAAGAAAGACUGAAGAAAGUGGAAGAACUAGCGUCUCACUAUGAAAGAAACCCUCUUCCUCCAGUUUAUAGACCAAAACUGUCCAAACCCUUUCUGCCAUCCUCUGUUUGGAAAAUAUUUUGUCGUCAGGCUGAAGCUUUCAAUUAUGUAAAAACGUGCAAAGAGGAUGUUCAUGUAUUUGCCUUAGAAAAGAAUAUACAAAGUGGAAAGAGGUUUUACCUUGUGACAACAUAUAAAGAGCUUUGGUUUUAUUACACGAAAGGUUAUAAAACAAGUCUUAUGCAUUGCUAUGAAGUAAUUCCUGAAAAAGAUGCUUGCAAACUUUAUUUUGAUUUGGAGUUCUACAAACCAGCAAAUCCUGGUGCAGAUGGCAAGAGUAUGGUUGCGAAGUUAAUUGAGCUUGUCAGCCAAAAAUUAAAAGAACUUUAUGAUGUAAAUUGUUCAGCCAAAGAUGUCUUGAAUCUAGAUUCCAGUACUGAUGAAAAAUUUAGUCGACACUUGAUAUUUCUACCCCAAAAGACUGUAUUUAAGGAUAAUACUCAUGUUGGUAACUUUGUGAGAACCAUUUUGCAGCCUGCUGUAAGGUUAAGGGAGAGUAAAGCUGCUGUCGUGAUUCCAGAAGAAGGAGCAGGACAUAUUUUCCAGUGUUCUGCAGAAGCAGUUGGAUUAGAUGGUUCUCUUACAAACCUCACAGCUGUCGAAGAUGCUUCCAAAGGCUGGCCAGCUGUUGCUCGCGAAACAAAAGAUACGGAAACAUCACACCAGGGCGAAAAUUUGGAAUUUUCCUUUCUAUUGGUAAAUGAUAAAGAAGGAGACAAGCAACUUUUUGUGGAUCUAGGAGUUUAUACAAGGAAUAGAAAUUUCCGGAUGUAUAAAUCAUCAAAAGCAGGAAAAAAUGUGAUUCUGAAGAUAGCAGAGGAUAAUAAGUUUGUCCCUAACUGUGAAGAGAAUGUUUCCUUGGAAGAAGCAUAUUUUCUUUCCUCUUUGAUCUGCAACAUUAGGGCGAAGGAUGACACAAAAGUUCUGUCAUCUGGCUUUUCAGAGGAGGAGAGAGAAAUGUCUGCUUUUUUAAACAGUAAAACUACCAGAAGCAGUAGAGAUUCCAUGGAAGGUUAUCAGGAUUCACCAUAUCCAGAAAUUGAUUAUUUUGUUCGUUCUUUGGUUAAUAAAGACAGUGUGCAAGGAGGGAUACGACGAUGGAAUUAUUUCUCUCUGGAAGAAAUACUUGUAUAUGAUAUUUUUGGUUACCGUUGGUGUGAAAAUAUUGGAAGAGCUCAUAAGAGCAACAACAUAAUGAUUCUGGUAGAUCUAAAGAAGGAAGUCUGGUAUCAAAAGUGUCACGAUCCAGUCUGCAGAGAAAAAAAUUUCAAAUCACAAAGUUUUCCAUUACCACCUCGGAUAUGUCUCCCUUUUCUUUUCAAAGAGGAAGAAGAGUAUACACUAAUGGAUGAAAGGGGGAACAGAGAAGAAAAAGUAAAACCACAUUCUAAUGUGUCUGACUUGUCAAAAAGCUCAGUAACUCUAGAAGAAAGCUUGUCUCAAGACCUCCUGUUGUCAGACAGUGAGUGGGGCAAUGCAAGUGAUGAUGCCUGUUUCCUAGAAGCUACUGAAGAUGUGGAACUAGCUGAAGCUGCAAAUGAUAGUCUGAAUUAUGCCGUGGAAGAAAUUCCUGAUGAAGUUCUUUUGGAAGCUUUAAGGAAACAGGACACUUGCAAUAAAGAAGGCAGCUAA
Molecule: messenger RNA, 1746 nt
Organism: Fulmarus glacialis (Northern fulmar)
Lineage: Eukaryota; Metazoa; Chordata; Aves; Procellariiformes; Procellariidae
Gene: PRIMPOL
Product: primase and polymerase (DNA-directed)
Exons: 12
Coding region: 1-1746 (581 amino acids)
Biological process (GO): mitochondrial DNA replication; error-prone translesion synthesis; response to UV
Cellular component (GO): mitochondrial matrix; nucleus
Molecular function (GO): chromatin binding; DNA-directed DNA polymerase activity
Source: RefSeq, a predicted model, not a curated record